Messenger RNA from Saccostrea cuccullata (small rock oyster), 1089 nucleotides. RefSeq lists its product as uncharacterized. NCBI's taxonomy places the organism in Eukaryota, Metazoa, Mollusca, Bivalvia, Ostreida, Ostreidae. The record is from RefSeq and is a predicted model, not a curated record. The transcript is spliced from 4 exons. The coding region runs from base 233 to 1015 and encodes 260 amino acids.
UAAUCUCGUGCUACAUGUUAUUGAGGAUAUUCUCACUUGCUACUGGAGUCGAGACUUGUGAUAAAUGUUGUGGGGAUAGGGAAAAAGGAUCAGAGGAUUCAUCACAGUUUACGCACGUGUCAAGAAAAAAAUCGUUACUUCAUUGAGAGUCGACAUAGAUAUAAGACAGAAUCCACAGGUAUUUAUGGGAAACGUUUGUCUGAUUAAAAGGACUACAAUUUGAAACUUCAAUAUGCGCUAUCAUCCAUAUUUUUGGUUCAAUGUUGAAGCAUCUUUUCUUAUUUUGAUUGCUGCGACUUUGGAUGUUGUUUUACCAUUUGGUUUCCAUAGCAUUGGAUUUGUUACACCAAACAGGAGAGAAUCAACUUUUGUGGAUCCCAUACUUGGGCCUUAUAAAAAGGAAACAAAUGAAAUACCCGUUUGGAGAAAGUUUCACUACUGGAAAAGAAAGAGAAAUGAUUUGUAUGAAAAUCAAUUUCCUGUAAUAGAAUCCCAAUCCAAGAAUGAACCUAUUAUUUCUAAUACUGAUACAGAUGUGUUAUUCAACGAACCCAAACUUUAUGACCCCUUUGAUCUAGACGAUUUUCCAAGUACACCCAAUGAUGAUCUAAAUCCAGACUUGGAUUUGACUGACCUACUUUCAGACGCACCAUCUGAUCAGGGUGAUUCAGGAGUAUGGCAGACCAGUGAACAAGAUAAAAGUUCAGAAAAUCUUCUGUCCAAACUUCUUUUACAAGACAGUGAAAACCAAAACAAAGGUGGUUUCCAUAAGAAUGAGAUCAAAACGAGAAGUCCAUUAACUCCAAGAGAAGGGUUUUUUCCAUCCGGGGUGAAUUGUGCAAAGACUAUUUCACUAAGUGGAACAACAAAUUGCUUGCAAGAUGAAGAUUGUAAAGAUUGUUACGGAUUCGUUUUUCAUUGUGAGAGCAAUUUCUGUAAGCCUGGGCCACGACCAAGUUGUUCUGGGGGCUGUGCAGAUUUGACAGACACAUUUCCAUCUUUUGCCCUUAAGUGAAAAACUUCUCACAAAACGAAAAUGGAACCUUUGAAUCAGAACAUGUAAGACGGAACACAGAUAGACAUGCGACG